AUGGCACAGUCCAAUCUCCUCAUCUUCGGCGCCACCGGCAACAUCGGGCUCUACAUCACCAGGGCCAUCGUGCAAGCCAAGCAAUCUUUUGGGCAAAUCUCCAUCUUCACCAGCGCGGCAACCCUCGAUACCAAGCGGGAGAUCAUUGACGAGUUGAAACAACAAGGCGUGCAGGUUAUUGUCGGCGAUAUCAGCAAUCCCGAGGAUGUGCGCAAGGCGUAUACGGACAUCGACACCGUAAUCUCCGCUCUCGGCCGCGGUGCCAUCGCCGCACAAAUCCCUCUCAUCCAAAUCGCCAACGAAACACCGCAUAUCAAGCGCUUCCUGCCCUCGGAAUACGGCACAGACAUCGAGUACGGCCCCGCAUCGAAGGACGAGAAGCCGCAUCAGCAGAAACUCAAAGUACGCGCGGCGUUGAAGACGGUCCGCGAUUCCUUGGGGUACGCGUAUGUCGUGACUGGUCCGUAUGCUGAUUUCCCGUUCUAUUUGGGUCCGACGAAGAAUGCGCCCAGGGCUGGGUCGUUUGAUGUUGCUGCGAAGAAGGCGGUUUUGUUGGGCGAUGGGAGGGGGAGGAUUAGUUUGAGUGGGUGUGCUGAUGUCGGCAAGUUUGUGGUUCAUACCCUCACGCACUGGGAUGCCGCGCGCAACCGUGCCUUGAAGCUGAAUUCGUUCACGACCACACCGGAAGACAUCCUGGCGGAGUAUGAGAGACAGACGGACAGUUCGUGGACAGUAGAAUAUACCCCUCUGGAGGAGCUGCGGCAGCUAGAAAAGCAGGCUUGGGAGAAGGAAGACCCCUCCGCGACGGUCUAUACGCUGCGCAGGAUCUGGACCGAGGGUGGCACGUUGUAUGAGCGUCGCGACAAUGGCGAUAUUGGCGCCGAGGAGACGAUCUCAUUGCAAGAGCUGGUCAAAGAUUCGGUUCAGAAGCAGACUGGUGGUGUCUGA
Molecule: messenger RNA, 948 nt
Organism: Aspergillus melleus
Lineage: Eukaryota; Fungi; Ascomycota; Eurotiomycetes; Eurotiales; Aspergillaceae
Exons: 3
Coding region: 1-948 (315 amino acids)
Source: RefSeq, a predicted model, not a curated record